AGGUAUCACACUUCCACCUCUCUCUCAGACACCUUCUGUUGAGUCUGAGGCAGGGCCCAGUUCCACAAACUCUUCCUGGCCUUAAGUAACCCUCCAAGGCAAUGCAGAGACCCUCACUCUCUUCUAGCAAUGUCUAAACUGAGGUCUGCCGCAGGGCUCUAGCUGGGAUCAGCAGGACGCCAGCCAGAAGCUGCUCCAGAUUUUUGCUGUUCCCUGGUCACAGCCAGCCAUGACGAAGGCUUCUACAUGCAUAUACCACUGCCUUGUCUUAAGUUGGUAUGUUUUCCUCAACCAUUACAUCUCAAUACAAGCAGAGGAUCCAAAGAAAUUAGGAAUCUUUGCACAUGGUGGACAAUGGAAGUACUUGACCUUCCUUAAUCUGUUAUUGCAGGCCAUUUUCUACGGUGUCGCCUGCCUGGAAGAUGUACUGAAAAAAAUUAAAGGGAAAAAAGACAUAAAGUUCCUAACUGCCUUGAGAGACCUGCUUUUCGCCACAUUGGCUUUCCCGAUAUCCACAUUUGUAUUUUUAUCAUUCUGGAGUCUCUUUCUCUACAAUCGAGAACUUGUUUACCCGAAGGUCUUAGAUGAUCUCUUUCCAGAAUGGUUGAAUCAUGCAAUGCACACUUCUAUAUUGCUGCCCACCCUGGUUGAAAUCAUCCUCAGGCCACACGGCUAUCCAAAGAAGAAGAAGGGGCUCUCCUUGUUUACUAUUGCUUCCUUUGCUUACAUUACCAGGGUCCUGUGGAUCUACUCUGAGACAGGGACCUGGGUGUAUCCGGUGUUUGAUAAACUCAGUCCAGUGGGCUUGGCAGCCUUCUUCUUUCUCAGCUACAUCUGUGGUGUCAGUAUUUACCUACUUGGAGAGAAGCUCAACCACUGGAAAUGGGGUGACAUGAUACAGUCAAAGAAGAAGAAGUGAUUACAUGCUCUUUUCCAAGAACUAAGGAGGAAGAAAACAGGGUUUUCUUUACUUUCAUCUUUUUUUUUUUUUUUCUCCUGGUUGGAGGGAGGUGCUGGAGCAACAUAGAAAAUAGAAAAGAUAGGGAAUGAUAUUUAAAUCAAUAAGAAGGUAGCUGAAUUGGAGGACUCUUGCCUUUUUGAGAGGUUCAUUGGACAUGCCAAAAACAAUUCCUGCUGUCUCAGAAUUUGUUACCUUUGUCUGACCUCCUUGGAGAAGGGUCUGUGGUCAAAAUCUGGCCUAAGGCUAAAGAAAUGUAUAUUACACCAGUGUUAAAGAAUGUUAAGAGAGAGAGAAAGAAAUGGGAUAAUCCAAACUCUUCACUGAGGACCUAGAUAAGAAGUUACCUGCAUGAAGCCAAAGAGUUAAUGUCAGAACCAAGAUAAUAGCUUUUUUCUCCCAGAUCUAACUCCCAGUUCCAUAUCACAUUUUAAUAAUCUCAACUUUCCUAAAAAGCAUUUUCAUGAAUUACUUUCAUGGAUUGUUCAUCUAUAUGUUUUUUCUUCUCAAGCUAGAUAGAUGCAGAGGAAGAUGGUUGUUAAUGAAGUUGUCUGUCAGGUGUGAUAGCAAAAUCUUUGGGGCAAUGAGAAAAUAUAAACUCUCUUGGGAGAUCUGUCCCUCUUGUAAGAAAGUAUAAACAUUGAACAUAGUGACAUUGUCAAACUACCUUCCACUCAAAUUUUGAUUAAUUUUUCAAAUAAAUGUACAUAUACUUGGGGAAUAAUCUGGAUGAGGAAUGCUAUGAUUAUGAGGUACAAGGCACUCUCCUGAGCUGUGGGCUUAACAAAGUUGAUUGUCAGGUGAGGAUCCGAUUCACUCCUGAACCCUGCUUUGAUUUUCCUAAUGGAUUUUUUUCCAGGUAUUUAUUUGCAGGCACAUUUUAUAAAGAACAUAAACAACAAAUGUCUAGUGGUGGGUGAACGUGUUUAAGUCUAUUGAAUUGGAUGUGGGCUCUGGUGUUAGGAUUUCCAACUUAAUAUUACACAGGAAAUACUUGGUAAAAUUGAACACUAACAGCAGUUUUGAAGUGCUAGGGAGGAGGCGGAGCACCCCUUAGGGCAGGCAGGCCAAGGGAAAACUUAGGCACCAAGAAAGCCCAACUCCCUUUCCACUAUUAUAUAAAUAUGAUCCUCAGGUCUUUUUGGAGUGAGCUGUGAACAUCACCCACACCUGCUGCUUCUGACUGCUCUGAGCACCUGGUCUCAGCAAGAGCCCAGAAGCAGUUCUCACAGUGGAAAUUCCCCAAAUGUAAAAACCACAGGGGAUCACCCAAAUUUUCCACACCCCCAAAAUGACUCCAACUGCAUAUUUCUCAGAGUCAUAGUAAGCUUUUGGCUGGGAUGAGCCUCCAGAUUUCUAUUUAUGGCUUCACUGUCCCUGGAUCCAAAUUAAACCUGAUUGCUGCAUGACUGACCCUGUGUAAUAUUUAUUCCAGUGCCAGAAAUACCUCAGAACAAUUUCCCAUCGUGCAAGUACGUAAGCAUACAAGCGCGCUCCCUCAGUGCUUGUAGCUAUGAAAGGAGAAGUAAUGCUGACUACACAUUCAUGGGAAGGUGUGUAGUAUCUGCUGCCUAGGUAGGGCUGUGUUAUGCCCUAGUUAGAACACAACCUCAUACAAAACAAAUGAUGAAAAAACUGGUAAUGAGAUUUCUAGUGUCAUGCCUCUUACAAACACACUCGCCUCCACCAUCUCAUUUUAUCUUCAAAAAAUCAUAUAAGUGGGACCUUCCUGGUGGCGCAAGGGGUUAAGCACCACACUAUGAAGCAAUUCACAGCCUCUGCAGCUCAAGUUCAAUCCCCGGCCAGCCAGGGAGGUAACAACAUGGCGCAGCAGACCUCUCCUGACUCGCCCACUGCUCCCCUCAGCAGUGUAUUUCAGUCAGUCUGCCUGUUCUGUUCCCCACUCUGUCUCUGGUGAAUCCUCUCACCCCCCCAUACCUCUGGCCUGUACCCCAGUUCUUGUAUGCAUAGAUAAAUGAAUCUUUAAAAAAAAUCAUAUAAGAUAUCUGUAUGUCUUCAUUUUACAAAUGAGUAAACUGAGUUUCUGAUGUUUUGUUGGAAAAUAUGUAAGAACCAAGUCUUUGGGAAUAAAAACAGAUGCU
Talpa occidentalis (Iberian mole) is the source of this 3060-nucleotide messenger RNA. It is a transcript of the gene ADTRP, whose product is annotated as androgen dependent TFPI regulating protein. The transcript has 7 exons. Lineage: Eukaryota; Metazoa; Chordata; Mammalia; Eulipotyphla; Talpidae. The coding region runs from base 230 to 919 and encodes 229 amino acids. Gene Ontology annotation, cellular component: membrane; endomembrane system. The record is from RefSeq and is a predicted model, not a curated record.